This is a messenger RNA of Talpa occidentalis (Iberian mole), 2099 nucleotides long. RefSeq names its product acyl-CoA dehydrogenase short chain (gene ACADS). The record is from RefSeq and is a predicted model, not a curated record. The coding region runs from base 329 to 1402 and encodes 357 amino acids. Gene Ontology annotation, cellular component: mitochondrion. The transcript is spliced from 10 exons. Gene Ontology annotation, molecular function: flavin adenine dinucleotide binding. Lineage: Eukaryota; Metazoa; Chordata; Mammalia; Eulipotyphla; Talpidae. Gene Ontology annotation, biological process: butyrate catabolic process; fatty acid beta-oxidation using acyl-CoA dehydrogenase.
CCCAGGUGGACAAGGAACACCGCUUCCCGGCGGCUCAGGGUCUGAAAGCAAUUUAACCAUUUACCCUUCGGUUAUAUCCCCAUUUCUCUGGUGGAAAACACAGGCCAAGAGGCCAAGGGAUUUGCCCUCAGAGGGGCAGAGCUGUGCAGCGUGCUAACGUGGUUACGAUUCUGGAGUCAUUGCUGGGUUUCCAUGGCAACUACGCCACUUCCCUACCCUGGCCCAAGCAGUUGCUUCACCUCCAUGAGCCCCACUCCCCCGACUGUGACAAGAGGGCGUCUCCCAGCUUUAUUCUCAUGAGCUUUGGAGAGAUGAAAGAGGAUACAGAAUGCUCUUAAAUGGGGGAAGAAAGACUCAGUUUGGCAUAGAGCAGGUGAAGAAAAUGGGCGAGCUCGGGCUUCUGGCCAUGGACGUCCCCACUGAGCUAGGCGGUGCCGGCCUCGAUUACCUGGCCUACGCCAUUGCCAUGGAAGAGAUCAGCCGGGGCUGUGCCUCCACCGGAGUCAUCAUGAGUGUCAACAAUUCUCUCUACCUGGGUCCCAUCCUCAAGUUUGGCACCAAAGAGCAGAAGGCACAGUGGAUCACUCCUUUCACCAGCGGCGACAAAAUUGGCUGCUUUGCCCUCAGUGAACCAGGGAAUGGCAGCGACGCGGGAGCCGCCUCCACCACUGCGCGGGCAGAGGGCGACUCGUGGGUCCUGAAUGGCACCAAAGCCUGGAUCACCAACUCCUGGGAGGCCUCAGCCACCGUGGUCUUUGCCAGCACAGACAGAGCCUUGCAGAACAAGGGCAUCAGUGCCUUCCUGGUUCCCAUGCCAACGCCUGGGCUUACGCUGGGGAAGAAGGAAGACAAGCUGGGCAUCCGGGCCUCAUCCACGGCCAACCUCAUCUUUGAGGACUGCCGCAUCCCCAAGGACAAUCUGCUGGGGGAGCCAGGGAUGGGUUUCAAGAUAGCCAUGCAAACUCUGGACAUGGGCCGCAUUGGCAUCGCCUCCCAGGCUCUGGGCAUCGCCCAGGCUGCCCUUGAUUGUGCUGUGACCUAUGCUGAGAAUCGCAGGGCCUUUGGGGCACCCCUCACCAAGCUCCAGAGCAUCCAGUUCAAGCUGGCAGACAUGGCCUUGGCCCUGGAGAGUGCCCGGCUGCUGACGUGGCGCGCCGCUGUCUUGAAGGACAAGAAGAAGCCGUUCAUCAAGGAGGCGGCAAUGGCCAAGCUGGCUGCAUCAGAGGCUGCAACUGCCAUCAGCCACCAGGCCAUCCAGAUCCUCGGUGGCAUGGGCUACGUGACGGAGAUGCCAGCUGAGCGGCACUACCGUGACGCCCGCAUCACCGAGAUUUACGAAGGCACCAGUGAAAUCCAGAGGCUGGUGAUCGCUGGGCACCUGCUCAAGAGUUACCGGAGCUGACCUCCUCUGGGCGCCGGCCUGCACCCCAUCUAGGAGCUGGGCUGGCAAGAGGAUCGUGGGAAAGGGGACAGGAGCCUCGUGACCUUAACCCUGACUCCCAGUCAGAGACGGGGCGGACAGCGGAGGGCCAUGCCGCCUCUGCUAGGACCACCCGCCCUUGGUCGCCUGGUCUGGACUGGCUGGAAGGGUCGCUCUGUGCCCUCACCUCUUCCCGCCUGGACCAGUGCCUGGGAGGAGGCUCAGGGAGGGGCUGUCCUCUGUGCCAGGGACACGGUCUUCUGCUCAGUCCUUGACGUGGCUCCCUUUCCACGACUGUGCCUUAUUUUCUUCAUCAGCUUGGAGGCCGGGCCGGGCUAAGUGGUCAGGUGGGGGCUCCCCAGUUCUGUUCUUUUGGGCCCUGAGGUCAGGGGUCAAAGGAAUGGGUGGGGCCAGAAGGGCCAGGCCCUAAAGUAGUGACAGUUUUCAGCCCCAGGGGACCCUAGUAUUGGGAAGGCUCUGGGCCUUUGUCUUUCUGGGAGCUUCCUGAACCUUAUCUUUGUCCAGUACAAUUUUAGCAGGUGGUCCGAUGGGGCGGAACUGCCUGUAAUAAAGAAUACCUGUGUCCUGAGCGGCCUAGUCUCUGCCUGCCGGGUGCUGCUGUGGGGGAGGGAAGCCGAUCCAGAGCCGGAGGCAGUGAGCAGGCAGGCCUGGCAGGUUG